Messenger RNA from Parasteatoda tepidariorum (common house spider), 978 nucleotides. The record is from RefSeq and is a predicted model, not a curated record. NCBI's taxonomy places the organism in Eukaryota, Metazoa, Arthropoda, Arachnida, Araneae, Theridiidae.
UUUUGCCUCUACAAUCAAACAGGACCAUGUUCUUCCAAUCCUUGUCAAAAUGGAGGAACCUGCAAAGUAAACAUAAAUGCUUACAACUGUACUUGCCCAGUUCAAUACACAGGAAAUAAUUGCGAAUUGAAAGAUGUUUGUUAUAAUAAACAACUGUGCAAAAAUGGUGGUACUUGCAGGACAACAAAACCUAAUAGGUAUAAAUGUGACUGCAAACCUCCAUAUUCUGGUCGACUCUGUGAAAAAGUCAGCGCAUGUUCAUCUAAUCCUUGCCAAAAUAAAGGAACCUGCAUAGAAGACAAAAAUAAUUCUUACAAGUGCAACUGUACUGUUCCUUACAUUGGGAAAAAUUGUGAACUGAAAGAUGUCUGUUAUAAUAGACAAUUGUGUCAAAACGGAGGCACGUGCAGAACCACAUCUCCUAAUAAGUAUAAAUGUGACUGCAAAGCUCCAUAUAAUGGAACACGGUGUGAAAAAGAUCCUUGUUCUGAAAACCCAUGCAAAAAUGGUGGAACUUGCACUUUUAAUGAAAAAGGCUUCACUUGUAAAUGCAAGCAGCCCUACAGUGGGCCAACAUGUCUGAUAGAUCCUUGCUCCAGUAAACCAUGCAGUAAUGGCGGUACAUGCAAUGUAUUUGGAAACAACUUUAAAUGCAGCUGUAAAAUUCCAUUCAGUGGAGAAAGAUGCGAAAAGAACCCAUGCACAGUUAAUCCCUGUGAAAACGGAGGAAUAUGUACUGUUUCUGAAAAUGGAUAUAAAUGCAACUGUAAAGCGCCAUAUUCCGGAGAAAAAUGUGAAAAAGAUCCUUGUUCUGAAAACCCAUGCAAAAAUGGUGGAACUUGUAAUUUUAAUGAAAAAGGCUUCACUUGUAAAUGCAAGCUGCCCUACAGUGGGCCAACAUGUCUGAUAGGUAAGCACAAUGUUUUAAAAUUAAUUUUUUAUUUUUCUUUCAGAAAUGGAUAGGUUGCUAUCAUUUAA